Molecule: messenger RNA, 2118 nt
Organism: Cylindrotheca closterium
Lineage: Eukaryota; Bacillariophyta; Bacillariophyceae; Bacillariales; Bacillariaceae
Source: the annotation of a GenBank genome assembly
AUGCAUCCCAUGGCAACUCCACCUUCAGUCAGCGCCCAAGGGAGUUGUCACGACGAUAAUGAUCUAGAAGUAGCCAGUGCCCCUUCUGUGCCAACGGACAAUGAAGCAGUGAACGGAACACAAAAUAACCAAAGUGGAACAGUUUCACACGAUUCUUCUUCUAGGAAUCAGCAAGAAGAUCAUGACAAUGAAUCCUUGGUCACCAUGGGAACUUCAACCAGCACUGGUACCCCGAGAAGGAAAGAGGGCAGUUCAUUCUUGGCAAUGAUGCAGAACAUGCUGGCCUUUGACUCCGGAUCUGUUGUCUCCGGAAGCGAAGCCCUGUCACCAAUGCCAAAGUCUUUGGGCAACAACGACACCGGACAUAGUUACAAUACGUUGGAUACUGCAGCAUCCAGAUCUCACGAAGACUUUUCGGAUGAACAGAACUGUCAAAACUGGGACACGGAAAAUACUGCUCCAGAUGCCGGACAAGACUCAAUCAAUUGUGCAGCUUCGGUGCAGCCAAGUCUCUGUUCCACCCCACCGCGGACUCGCAUUGAUCCUGAACAGGGUUCAUCCUUGGAGCCACCAGGAACCAAUGGCUCGAGAUCGCCCAAACCUCCGUCGUCUCCACCUGGCAUUGUAAAGAGCAGCAGUAAUAAUGCAAACUCACCAUUUGGCCUGUUCCGGCGGCCGCCCCCAGGACCCGAAUCUAGUGACGAUGAGUUGAAGGAGUCUCUUGUCAUGGAGAAUCAGACCCAAGGAUGGUUUGGUGGCUUGCUUCACACUCCCGAGCGCAAGGUGGUGGACCACCACAAGGAACCAUUGCCCGAACGGGCUCCCAGCAAGACGGAAUAUGAGCGUUUUUCAUCGGUUGCCAGUAACGAGAGCGUAGAUGAUCGUGAUGGAUUCAAGGUUGUCUCGGACAAGAACACGGUCAAGGUUCGAUUGGUGUACUUUGUGGUUCUCUUCUUCUUUUUACUGGUUAUCGUCUGUGCCUUGGCCUUCUUUUUGUGGUAUCUGAGCGAUUUGGAAAAUGAACAAAACAAUCGAGCUCGAGAUUUUGUGGCAACCAUGCGACCAUCAGCAUUGGCCACUAUGGAACCCUCCAUGGAACCAAGCACGGCGUCACCUUCUAUGUCCCUAUCACCCACCGUUACCUUCUCCCCAACAAAAAGUCCCACUCCUGGACCAACCUCUCCGCCCACCAAGCGUCCCACUCGACCUCCAACUGGCAUGCCUUCCAAAAUCCCUACUUUCAACCCUACGAUGGAGACUGCCGAUCUUAACUUUAUGAGGAUCAUGGCUGACAUUUCACCUGAAACAGCCAUCAAAAUGGAAUCCCCGGGUACUACUCAGAACCGGGCCUUUCAGUGGCUAAUUCGGGAUCCCAUGUACCACAACUACACAGAUGAUCGCAAGAUUCAGCGUUGGGUCUUGUCGCUGGUAAAGCUGGAACUCAGACAAACUGUUCCCAAUACCGAUGCGCCCACGGGAUACCCCAGCAUUGCUCCCACAGUGGCUCCCACCACGCUUUCUCCCUCUCAAAACCCAACUCCCACCCCAUGGCCUACCGGUUCCCCUGUGAAUGGACGCGAUUUCUUUUGGAAUUUCACGAGCACUGCUCAAGAGGCGGAAGCGCCCAUUGAUGACAACAGCGAAGGACGCCGUCUCAACUGGGAUGCCUUGGAAUCCUGGAUGCAAUACACUGAUGAGUGCCUAUGGUUCAGUUCUUACUUCUUUAACCGAGUUGCCUGCAACUCAAGGCAUCAAUUCAAGCGUUUGGUACUCAUCAACUUGGAUCUGGAGGGAACGAUUCCCUCGGAACUCAGCUUGAUGUCCCGAUUGGAGACCAUUGCCCUUCCGAUCAAUAAAAUCACGGGCACCAUUCCAAAGGAAUUUGGAUCCAUGCGUUGGCUCAGCACUUUUAACGUUUCUUACAACAAUAUGGAGGGAACUAUUCCCAGUGAGCUUGCCGCCGCCCCGGCAUUGACAACCCUGGAUGUUGGCAGCAACAAUACUUUUACUGGUCCAGUACCAAAUGAGAUUUGCCAAAAGGGCCUCCGGGUGUUUCGCGGAAAUUGUGCUUCCUUGCAAUGUCCUUGUUGCAACCAAUGCGCGCGUGAAUUUAACUAA